UUGCAAAAGGUUCCAAUAACCAAAAUAAGCCUAAGUUCUCACUCGAGCAGCUUCACUUAAACGAGAGAAAAACCCGUGACCGGGACACGGGGGCAAACCCUAAAAUUGCGAGUAUUCUGCCAACUUGAUCUACUACGAUAUGCCACCCAAGGCCGCUGCCAAAUCUAAAGAGGCUACCGCCGAGCGGCCCAUUCUGGGACGCUUUUCGUCGCACCUCAAGAUUGGAAUCGUCGGAUUACCAAACGUUGGAAAGUCAACUCUUUUCAACACUCUUACGAAGUUGUCAAUUCCUGCAGAGAACUUUCCUUUUUGCACCAUAGAGCCCAAUGAGGCACGUAUUAAUGUGCCUGAUGAAAGAUUCGAUUGGCUUUGCCAAUUGUACAAGCCAAAGAGUGAGGUAUCUGCAUUUUUGGAAAUACAUGACAUUGCUGGGCUAGUACGAGGUGCUCAUCAAGGACAGGGUUUGGGGAAUAAUUUUUUGUCCCAUAUUCGUGCAGUUGAUGGAAUUUUCCAUGUCCUGAGAGCAUUUGAAGACCCAGAUAUCAUUCAUGUGGACGACUCAGUAGACCCUGUUAGGGAUUUGGAGGUUAUAACAGAAGAACUCCGUCUAAAGGAUUUGGAAUUUGUGGAAAGAAAAUUAGAGGAUAUUGAAAAAGGCAUGAAAAGAAGCAAUGACAAACAGUUGAAGAUAGAGCUUGAAUGUUGUGAAAAGGUUAAAGCAUGGUUAAAUGAGGGGAAAGAUGUGCGUCUGGGAGACUGGAAAGCUGCUGAUAUAGAGAUUUUGAACACUUUCCAGUUGCUUACAGCAAAACCUAUUGUCUAUCUGGUGAACAUGAAUGAAAAAGAUUAUCAGCGAAAGAAGAAUAAGUUUUUGCCCAAGAUACAUGCUUGGGUGCAGGAGCAUGGUGGUGAACCUAUCAUUCCAUUCAGUUGCAUUCUUGAAAAAAAUCUUGCAGAUAUGCCACCAGAUGAAGCUGCCAAAUAUUGCGAGGAAAACAAAUUGCAGAGUGCCAUUACAAAAAUCAUAAAGACUGGUUUUUCUGCCAUCAAUCUUAUUUACUUUUUUACUGCUGGCUCGGAUGAGGUUAAAUGCUGGCAAAUCAGACGCCAAACAAAGGCUCCUCAAGCUGCAGGUGUCAUACAUACUGAUUUUGAACGUGGUUUCAUAUGUGCUGAGGUCAUGAAGUUCGAAGAUUUGAAAGAAAUAGGCAGUGAAACCGGAGUUAAGGCCGCAGGGAAAUAUAGACAGGAAGGGAAGACCUAUGUUGUUCAGGAUGGUGACAUCAUCUUUUUCAAGUUUAAUCCUUCCGGAGGCGGGAAGAAAUGAUUCUAUAAAUCUUAGGUGCACCACCUUACUAGAGAUAUUUUUGCUUGACUUUUGAAAUGCUUCUGCUAUGUUCCAUAGAUGCUUCCUUGAUUGAAAGCUAUUUUUGUACUCUGAUAAUUAAAUUGAAUGUGUAUUAUGAGAUAAUUUCUUAAAAUGAUUUUGAAAAACUUCAUACAGGCUGUAUGGUUUUCUUUGUUUCCUCCUUGCAAUAAAAAAUAGCUGCAGAAAUUCAGGUUGUCAGCA
Molecule: messenger RNA, 1570 nt
Organism: Dendrobium catenatum
Lineage: Eukaryota; Viridiplantae; Streptophyta; Magnoliopsida; Asparagales; Orchidaceae
Product: obg-like ATPase 1
Exons: 12
Coding region: 140-1327 (395 amino acids)
Cellular component (GO): cytoplasm
Molecular function (GO): GTP binding; ATP hydrolysis activity; ATP binding
Source: RefSeq, a predicted model, not a curated record